Molecule: messenger RNA, 1907 nt
Organism: Daphnia magna
Lineage: Eukaryota; Metazoa; Arthropoda; Branchiopoda; Diplostraca; Daphniidae
Product: fatty acid hydroxylase domain-containing protein 2
Exons: 10
Coding region: 733-1632 (299 amino acids)
Biological process (GO): sterol biosynthetic process
Molecular function (GO): C-4 methylsterol oxidase activity; iron ion binding
Source: RefSeq, a predicted model, not a curated record
GCAAAGUAAAGAUAAUUCUUAUAUAACCUUACCUUAACUAGGUUCUGUUGAACAGUGCAAGUUAUCAUUAAUGAACGUUGUGCUAUUUAGCAUCGAUCCUGAUAGAUCGUGUUCUCAACUGUUUUCGAUUUCAGACACCACUACGUCAAGGGUCAUCUGGACUUAAUGAUCGGACAGUGUCGUUAUAUAUAGGGGCUUUUCGACCAAAUAGACUUUCUCCCAGGUAAUGUCGAUGACCACAAAGGGUAGCCUACGUGGUAGUCUGGCUCAACAAGAGUUGGUACAACGACAUACUUUCGUACAACAUUUUGCUAUUAGCUAUUUCAUGUACUUAGUGUACCGAGGAAGGUCCUUCCUUGAAAGGUCUGAUGCCUCGUUUCUCUUUUCCAAGCUAUGUGGAACGCUAAAGUAGGUUAUCUUGAACCUUGUAUCAUUGGCAACACAAAGUUUUUACCAUUCUGAUUGGUAAGGUGUGCGAUAGGAAAACCUGUUUCGUUACCUGCAGUACUGCGAGACGUUGUAUCCUUGCCCAAUGUUUUAAAUGCCGAAGGAAAUGAUACGCAGGAAACAGUUUCUCAAACUUGCUGUAUGGUGAAUGAUUUACAAGAAAUGAAUGGAAAGAAACUGGAUACAGCAAAACAUACCAAUGUUGCCCUAUUAUUUCGCAUCAUGAAAACCGGAAAAAAAAUUCUGAAGAAAUCAUUUCAAACUAUAUAAGGCGGUAUUUCUUGGAUGGGUCUGUCAGGAAAAUUGAGAGCAUCUAGAGAAAAUGCGGGCGAAGGCUGCACGCGAUUAAACUUUGGAACCCUUGGUUUAUCGCAAUUGCGACAAUUCCGGUCCGCAUCCAGCGCUGCUCUGGACACGCGAUGGAAGAAAAUUACCGGGUUCUUUGGGAAUGAUGAUUUCUAUCUGUAUGUCUGUGGAAUCGUCUUGUCCAUCCAGAUUCCUUUCUGGAGUGGUGGGUUGCUCUUCAUGUUCCUGGAUUAUUAUAACUGGCCUAGAUGGACUCGAAAAUACAAGCUUCAGCCGGGAACUCAUGAACCCGUUGAUUUAAAUAGACUUAAAGAGACUAUUAAGGUGGUGCUGAUCAAUCAGUGGUCCGUUUCUGUCCCUAUCCUGAUAUUCAGCUAUUUCUUGAAGAAAAUUACUAAUACUAUGCCAGUUUUCCAUGAGUUGCCCAGUCUGCAGCGUUUUUUCAUUGAUUUUCUCAUCUUUAUCAUAGUCGAUGAGAUUGGACUCUAUUACGUACAUAGAUUGAUGCACCAUCCGAAAUUGUACGCAAGGGUACACAAAAAACAUCAUGAAUGGCCUGCACCCAUCGCCAUCACUUUUGUUUAUAGCACAAGGAUGGAAUUUAUUCUAAAUAUGAUACCAGUUGUGCUAGGUCCGAUGCUUACGAAUCCACAUUUAUUCACCUUGUGGGCGUGGUACGCCUUCGUUCACCUGAGAGGCCUGAAAAAUCACAGCGGCUACGAUAUUCCAGGGUUAACAAGUUCGGAGGAGCAUAACUAUCAUCACAUGAUGAGCAAUGCAUGUUUUAGUCGAUCACCUGUCCUGGACUGGCUACAUGGAACGGAUAAGGGUUUCCGUGCUUACAUGGCUCGCAAGGAAUUGGAGAAGAAGGAUAAAUAGGAUAUUUUGUAGUGAGUGUUCAUCGAAAUGUAACUUAAUUUUCGUCGUGAAAAGGGUCUCAAUGAUAUGGUUUUCACUCGUUUGUACAUUGCCCAAAAAACCGGUUGUAUGCCGUGACAUUCACUUUUGCUGCCAUUGAGCUUUGAAAUCUCAAUUUUGGCGACCAAUGAAAUAUUCAGUUUAGCGAAACGGUGUUUCGCCAUUUUACCAUGUUGCAAGUUGCAAAAUAUCUCACCAUGUGGGGCGUUGUUAAUACAUAUUUUUUUUUACAUUGA